UUUAAACAGUCGGUACACUGAGUAAAGAAGUGGCAUGGCGUCCUCCUAUUAUCAUGAAAUGCACGAGAAUUUCAAAAACAACAGCAAAAGUCGGGAAUUUCCUGCACACAGCGCCAAGGUUCACUCUGUAGCCUGGAGCUGUGAUGGGAAAAGACUGGCUUCGGGUUCAUUCGACAAAACCGCGAGUGUUUUUGUCCUCGAAAAAGACCGCCUGGUGAAGGAGAAUAACUACAGAGGACAUGGAGACAGUGUUGAUCAGUUGUGUUGGCAUCCAACCAACCCUGAUCUGUUUGUUACAGCCUCAGGAGACAAAACUAUCCGGAUCUGGGAUGUGCGUACUACUAAAUGCAUGGCCACGGUCAGCACAAAAGGAGAGAACAUCAACAUAUGUUGGAGUCCUGAUGGUCAGACCAUUGCUGUUGGGAAUAAGGAUGAUGUGGUGACUUUCAUUGAUGCGAAGACUCACCGUCCACGUGCUGAAGAGCAAUUUAAGUUUGAGGUCAACGAAAUUUCCUGGAACAACGACAAUGAUAUGUUCUUUUUGACAAACGGCAACGGCUGCAUCAACAUUUUGAGCUAUCCUGACCUGAAGCUUAUCCAGUCAAUUAAUGCUCAUCCAUCCAACUGUAUCUGCAUCAAAUUUGAUCCCACUGGCAAAUAUUUUGCUACUGGAAGUGCAGAUGCUCUGGUUAGUCUGUGGGAUGUUGAAGAGCUGGUGUGUGUUCGCUGUUUUUCUAGGUUAGACUGGCCAGUGAGAACCCUGAGUUUCAGUCAUGAUGGCAAAAUGUUGGCUUCAGCCUCUGAAGAUCAUUUUAUCGACAUUGCUGAAGUAGAGACAGGGGAGAAGCUUUGGGAAGUACAGUGCGAGUCUCCGACCUUCACUGUAGCCUGGCACCCGAAAAGGCCGCUCCUGGCGUACGCCUGUGAUGAUAAAGAGGGCAAAUACGACAGCAACCGGGAGGCAGGGACUGUCAAACUCUUUGGCCUUCCUAAUGACUCUUAAAGAGUAAAAUUAAAACAUGGACAUGACUUUGUAACUGUUAAACCAUCUACUGUUACUCUGCAUGUCUUUACAUGCCCAAUGCUCUAUCAAGAGGAGGCGCUCAUCCUUGUUCAUUAACUGCUCACUGGAACUGUUUUAUAGAAUAUCUUCCUGUUUUGGUAAUCACAGGUACUUUGUGCUUGUUGGAAGCUGUUGUACGUUUGACAGCUUCUUUGAAAGUCUGUAAAUAUGAAAUGUUCUGGUUUAUGUGAGUAAUGGGAUUUAUUUUGAGGCCUGUAUGAGUAGUCAUUUUUCACAAACGUUUGUGAAAUGUCUUGCGGAUUAUAGUAUACUGUGCAUUAUUUUGGAAAAUAGUCACUAGAGGGCGCCACAGCCAUUUCCACUGUUCAACACACUUGCCGUAUUUUGUCCCACUGCAGACAUUCCACUGUUUCUUUUUGUACUGUGUUUUAUUAAACAUUCUUUUACAACAUCA
Molecule: messenger RNA, 1478 nt
Organism: Hemibagrus wyckioides
Lineage: Eukaryota; Metazoa; Chordata; Actinopteri; Siluriformes; Bagridae
Gene: thoc3
Product: THO complex 3
Exons: 6
Coding region: 35-1003 (322 amino acids)
Biological process (GO): mRNA export from nucleus
Cellular component (GO): THO complex part of transcription export complex
Molecular function (GO): protein binding
Source: RefSeq, a predicted model, not a curated record